Messenger RNA from Symbiodinium pilosum, 486 nucleotides. NCBI's taxonomy places the organism in Eukaryota, Dinophyceae, Suessiales, Symbiodiniaceae. The record is from the annotation of a GenBank genome assembly.
UUCGCCGCUGGCACUGCAAAAGUGGAGCGCAUCACAUGGAAUGCAGCAUCGUCCGCCGACUGCACAAACCACAGCAGCAAGCUUCCUGAGACCAAAGUCGAUGGUGUGUACCUGACACGCACAGAGGGUGAGAAGGACUGGGCCGCUGACGCGGCGAAGUCGCCGGUCAAAGUUGACUCGAAGGACCUGUUUACCUUUGUGGUCUUGAAGACGCCGCAGCAACAGGCUUGCGGUGAAGACCUUGUUGCGCGCAUUGACGAGCUGAGCGUCCUCGGAGAAACGGUAGCUGCAUGCAAGGGCCAGCUGACUGGGCGCGAAAGUGGGGAAGACAAAGCUGAUACAUCACACCUCAAGUUCCAGUGCGCCCAGCAGGAUGUCAACAGCUGCAACGAAAAGUACACAAGGACUUCCCACAGCAAGUACAUCCAAUGCGGCGUCUCCGACACAAACUGCCUGAGUAUCGGACCCUUAUGUACGCCCGAGUGA